Molecule: messenger RNA, 3475 nt
Organism: Choloepus didactylus (southern two-toed sloth)
Lineage: Eukaryota; Metazoa; Chordata; Mammalia; Pilosa; Megalonychidae
Gene: ASTE1
Product: asteroid homolog 1
Exons: 6
Coding region: 1438-3294 (618 amino acids)
Source: RefSeq, a predicted model, not a curated record
AGCUUCCGUAACCAGAGAGCAGCCAUUUCGGAACAUGCUUUUCAGCUUUCCUUGUCUAUCUCGCGCCUCCAGGACAAAGAGCACCUUCCUGGCUGACACGAACUGGCGCCACCAGCUUCACGACUCCCCGGAACCGGGUUUCCCAGUGACGUCAUACCGCGAGGCUUCCGGUUCCCGCUCUUGGGUUUGGAGUUUCGCGGGCUAAGGUUUCCAGUCCUCUCUCGGACCUCUAGGUUUCUGAUGGAGGGGCUGGGCCUUUGGGAGGACGGAGCAGGUGGGAUCUACGGCUGGACUGGAUGGCGGCCUGUGAGGACAGGCGUUGUGUGGUGUAUGAGAUCUUAUAUCAAACCUUAUCUGUGCCUUUCCCGUAUUCAGCGCCCAUUUGUUGAACAACUACUCUGUGGAAGUUUGUCCUAAUUGUUUCAGGAUGCCUCAACAGGGUCUCUGCUUGCGAGGGACUUUACAAGACAAACUGGUAUAGAAAUAAGUACUAUACAGUAUAACGUGCUGAGAUAGAGACAAGGCCGGGACGGGUGAGCUGAGUCGGGUGCAAAAUGUAAGCAGAUACCAAAAAUCUCAGUAAACAAGAUAAAUAGAUUUUAAUGCAGUGAUUUGUAAAAAUAAAAAUGCAAAAAUUCCAUGAUUGACAAAAUGUCAUGAUUUUAAAUAAAAACAGGAUAGGUGACAGUGUGGCUAAGACAUAUUGGAUCCUGAGGCAAAGGGAAAAAUCAGUAAUACUGAUCCUGUGAAUAGUUAACCAAAUGGAGAAGGGAGUAAUGAUUCUGGCAGAUAACUGGGCCACAUAUGCAAAGACAAGAAGAUGAAAAGAGCCCCUAGUUGAGUGAAACUGGAGAGUUGGGUUCCUGGAGACAUGGAACAGUUUUCCUCACUAAAACUAUGCCAAUUAAGAGAAGUCCAAAACCAAAGGCCUGAAAGAUGUUCCCAGAUUCUGAUUAGCAAUAAAAAAGAAAAACUAGAUCCAUAUCAUUGCCCUUAUACUCUUUAGUUAGCAGAAGCCCAAUGCUUUCUGAUUACGAGAUUGAUGAAGAUACUGAUUUUUAGCUUAGGACUUUUUAUUUUGAUCUUUCAAAACAAAUAUUCUGUUAUGUAAGAUGGUGACUAACUUAGUAUUAAAAUCAAGUCCUCAGAAGAACUAUACUGGUAUGUCAGUAAUGGACUUUGGUUUUUGUUUAGAAUCAGCAGCAGCCUCCACUGCUAUCCAAGUGUCAAACCCCAUGAAACCAUUAUAUUUGUGCCUUGUAACACACGGGGAAAACAAGAGAGAAUGAAAAACGGGCUCAGCUAGCUGUGUUGCCUGAAGAUAUAGGCAAUUCUUCAGACUCAUCAUGGGUAUCCGAGGACUCAUGAGUUUUGUGGACGAUCAUAGUAAUGAGUUCUUCACUGAUUUGAAGUUGCGGGACACAAAAAUUAUCAUAGAUGGCUAUGCUCUUUUCCACCGGCUUUGCUUCAAUUCAAACUUGGAACUCCGAUGGAGGAUGUGACAUUUCAGAUAAAAAACUUACAACUUUAAAGGAUCGAGCCAGAGAGAAGAUUCAGAUGGCCCAUUCCCUGUCUGUUGGUGGGGCUGGAUAUGUGUGUCCCUUACUUAUAAGGGAAGUGUUUAUACAGGUUUUGAUCAAGUUGCAGGUAUGUUUUGUCCAGUGCUUUUCGGAAGCAGAUCGGGACAUUAUGACACUUGCUAAUCAUUGGAAUUGUCCAGUGUUGUCUUCAGAUAGUGACUUUUGCAUUUUUGACUUGAAAGCUGGGUUUUGCCCAUUGAAUGGCUUUCAGUGGAGAAAUGUGAACACUGUUAAGGGCACACAAGACUCUUAUAUCCCUGCCAGAUGUUUUUCUCUUGAUGCGUUCUGUCAUCACUUCAGCAAUAUGAACAAAGCUUUACUACCUCUCUUUGCGGUGCUCUGUGGAAAUGACCAUAUCAAUCUGCCCAUCAUGGAGACAUUCUUAAGCCAAGUACGUCUUCCUCUUGGAGGUACCAUUGCCAAGGGUAGGAGACACCACCGAGUCCUGGGACUUCUGAACUGGUUAUCUCAGUUUGCUGACCCUUCUGAAGCGCUAGAUAAUGUUCUGAAAUAUCUCCCAAAAAAGGAUCGAGACAACGUUAAGGAACUUCUCUGCUGUUCCAUGGAAGAAUACCAGCAGUCCCAGGUGCAGCUGCAGGACUUUUUCCAGUAUGGUACUUAUGUCUGUCCAGAUGCCUUGAAUCUGGGCUUGCCAGAAUGGGUACUAGUGGCUUUGGCCAGAGGCCAGCUAUCUCCUUUCAUCAGUGAUGCUUUGGUGCUACGGCGCACCAUUCUUCACACACAGGUGGAAAACAUGCAGCAACCCAAUGCCCACAGAAUAUCUCAGCCCAUCCGGCAAAUCAUCUAUGGCCUUCUUCUGAAUGCUAAUGCACAUCUGGAAAACAUGCCCUGGAGUGCAUCACUUCCUUGUCCUCUAGCUUUCAGUGAAGUAGAAAGGAUUAAUAAAAAUAUCAAAACAUCAAUUGUUGAUGCAGUCGAACUGCCCAAGGAUCAUUCUGACUUAAGCAAAUUAACUGAACUCUCCUUGGUUAGGCGACAGAUGCUUCUGUUAGAAACCCUGAAGGUGACACAGACCGUCCUGGACCCAAUCCCUUCUUCAUUGAAGUUGCCUGUGGCUGUCAGUUGCUACUGGUUGCAGCACACAGAGGCCAAGGCAAAGUUGCAUCAUCUACAAGCCUUAUUGCUGGGGAUGCUGAUGGGGCCCCUGCAUGCCAUAAUCAACAUCCCUGAUAAAGAUCUGCGGGAAGAUGGUGCUAAGAUGCUGUAUGAAGAGUUCCACAGAGUGAAGGAGCAGACACGGCCAAACACGAGAUUGAAUUUAGACACAGCUCACAUCUUUUGUCAGUGGCAGUGCUGUCUCCAGAUGGGGAUAUAUCUCAAUCAGCUGCUGUCCACUCCUUUCCCAGAGCCAGAUCUAACUCGACUGUAUAGUGGAAGCCUGGUGCACGGACUAUGCCAACAGCUGCUGACGUCAACUUCUGUAGAAAGGCUCCUGAGCAUAUGUCCUGAGGCAAAGCAGCUUUAUGAACACCUAUUCAAUGCCCUGAGAUCAUAUGUCCCUCCUGAAUCAUUCUUACCAAAGGGUAAAUCAAAUUCAAAAAAAAAAAAGCAGAAGAAACGAGGUACCAACUGGUGGAAGAACAGAGUGGGAACUACCUCAGACAACAGGUUUUGUCAUGAGGGAAGCAAUCGGUUUGGGCUGUUAAUGGUUGAAAACUUGGAGGAACAUAUUGAGGCCUCUGAGCAUGAAUAAGCUUAACCUGCAACCAAAUAUAUAAUUCUGAUUUAAAUUUUUCCUGUUACUUCCCUCCAGACAAUUAACUUUCUUCUUUGGGACUAACCUGUUAAGGGAUAAACAUUGCAAUUGGGAAUCUUUGAACUCCAUGUGUUUUGUAUUCUACUUUUAUUAAAUACAACCUGAUUUUUAAAACUUC